AUAUAAUAAUAAAAAUGGAGAAGAGAUUUUACAAAACUUGUUCAAAACAUGCUUAUUAUUAAUAUAUUAAUAGAUUUGAUCCAAAAUUAUUGGCUACAUAUUAGACUGGAUAUUAUCAUGGACUAGGAAGAUAGUAAAUUUAAUAUUAAAAAUAAAAGGGGAUUAUUCAAAACAUUAGUAUUGAGAUAAGCAGGUGAUAGCAUUGGAAUGGAAGAGGAUCACAGUUAUACAUAUAAAAUGCAUGUGAUUGCUAUGAAUUUAAUGUAUAGAAGUGGUUGGGUGUUAUUUGCUUACAUUAUAAUAUGGAAUACAUUUUUAUUAGGAGAUCCUUGUUAAGUAUUUAAAUAAUAUUUAAUACAUAAUAGGUAUUUAAUACAUCAUAUUGGGAUUUGGCUUGUAAACCAUCAGGAGAUAUGGAUUAUAAUACAAGAUAUGAAAUGUUGUAUGUUUAAGACAGAGUGUUAAGAUUCUGAUUCAUUAAAUAUAUUAAUAUUAUUAUUAUAUUAAUCAUUCUCAUUUCUUUUAGUUUCCACUUGAUCCUGGUGGCCAUGUUAAUUAUUCACCUCCAAUUAUAUGUAUAUGUAAAUGCCAAACACUUUANCUUAUUGACAGAGUCUUAAUUUUAUGAUAUAGUGAGUGUAAAGGAAUAGAAAAAUUCAUUUAAGGGGGCAUUAGUUUAAAAUAUAAGUAAACAUAUAACAGGUGUAUUUAUAUCUUUGUUUACAAUAUUUAUGUAACAUUUUAUGUUAUCAUAUAUAUUUUUGGAUAUCUUAUAAAUAAAGUUGGCUUUUAUUUAAAGUCUUUUAAUAGGAUUAUUAUCAUUAACAUAGAUAGUUGAUCCAGGAUUCACAUUUAUUUUGAUAACAGCAAUAUGGUGGUUUGCUGGAUUUAUAAAAGAUUCAGUUCAUGAAUUUUGUAUAAAUGAUGGAUUAACUAUAAUAUUUGGUAUAGGAUUUUAUUUUUCAUCUGGUUCAAUAUAUUUGAAUACUUUUAAAUAGUAAUUAGGAGAUGCAUAUUGGAGUGCAAUGUCUGUAAUAUUGGGAUAUAUUUCAUUUUAAUGGUAAGGAUUAUUGAUUGGUCCAUUAUUAAUAGGUGGUGUAAGAACUCUUUAUGAAAUAUUGGCUUGGUAUUGGGGGGAGAAGGAUUUGAAAGAUGAAGAAACAAUAUAGAAUAAAAAUGAUAGUGGAAAAGCAAUAGAAAAUAAAGUAAGUGAUAAUAAGAGUAAUUUAAGUAAGAAAGAAAGAAAGAAAAAGAAGGAUUGA
Molecule: messenger RNA, 1262 nt
Organism: Paramecium sonneborni
Lineage: Eukaryota; Ciliophora; Oligohymenophorea; Peniculida; Parameciidae
Source: the annotation of a GenBank genome assembly